This is a messenger RNA of Dictyostelium discoideum AX4, 4464 nucleotides long. RefSeq lists its product as hypothetical. Bases 1 to 4464 code for a protein of 1487 amino acids. The transcript is spliced from 4 exons. Gene Ontology annotation, biological process: mRNA splicing, via spliceosome. Gene Ontology annotation, cellular component: nucleus; spliceosomal complex. Gene Ontology annotation, molecular function: helicase activity. Lineage: Eukaryota; Evosea; Eumycetozoa; Dictyosteliales; Dictyosteliaceae. The record is from RefSeq and is a predicted model, not a curated record.
AUGGUUGGGAAUAAUAAAUCCAAUAAGCAUGGUACAGAUAAUGAAGAAAAUGAUGACAAUAGAAAAAAACAAAAAUUAGAUAAUAAUAGUAAUAAUAGUGUUAGUAGUAAUAAAUUAACACUUUCAGAAGUUUUAAGUGAUGAAAUUACCAAAUUAAGUAAACAACAGUGGUUAAAAGAAGUUAAUACCAAAACAUUUGAUAGUAAUUUAGUUGAAAAGAUAUACAAAGAUGAAAUGUUAAAAUCAGAUCAAAGAGUUCAAUUAUUAGAAUUAUCACAUUACCUCGAGAAUUAUUUAUGGCCAAAUUUCAAUAAAACUACAUCAACCAAUAAAUAUCAUAUAAUGUCAAUUCUAAUGAUGGUAAAUGAAAAAUCAAAAGAAGGUUUAAACUCAUUCCAAACAUUUCAUUCAAAAUCAUCAUCAUCAUCUGAUGAUAAUAGUGAACAAGAAGAAUCAUCACCAUCAUCAAGUUUUAAAAAUUUAUUUGAAAGUUUAUUACAAAUUGAUUUAUCAGAAUUGACAGAUAUAGAGAAAUGUAAUUUCAUAAAGUUUUUCAUUAACGCUUUUCAAAAUGUUGAAGAUGUCUUGGUUAGAAAUGAAUGUUUAAAGAUUGUUUCUUAUCCAAUUUGGUUACAUUUAUCAUCUGGAAGAUUUCAACAAGAAUCUCAAUCAUUAUCAGAACCAUUAGAAAAGAAAUUAAGAUUAUUUAAAAAGAAAAUUGAAAAAUUAUCAAAUAAUAAUUCAAAUUCAAUUGAAAUUAAAUAUUCAAAUUUUUUAUUAGAUUUAAUGAAACAAUUUAUUGAAAGUUUAAAUAAUUUAGAAAGAUUGAAAUCAUCAAAUUUUACACAAUUUAAAGAAUCAUUAAAUUAUUGUGAAAGAUUUUUAGAGUUUAUGAUUGAUUUAAUGACUCAAAUUACAACAAGAAGAUUCUUUUUCGCUUUAUUUGAUGAUUUUCAUUUUAUUUUAAAAACAUCUCAAUCUGAAUUUUUAAAAUCAAAUGAUGAUAAAUCAAAGUCAGUUUUAGAAGGAUUAUUAGGAAUAUUAAAAGUUUAUUAUAAUUUUGAUAUUGAUAAUUUUACAGGAGAAGAAUUAACAAAAGAUCAAGCAACAGGUAUUCAUUAUCAGAAUAUUCAAGAAUUACAAAAAAUAGUAUUUAAAAAUUUCCCUGAAAUUAAAGAGAUUGCAUUAAGAAAUGUUUCAUUUGUUGAAUCAAAAUCAGAUUUAUUAAAUAUAAUUUCAACUUUAUCACAAGAAAGAUUAAAUGAACUUUCAUUGGUGUUAAUGAAAUAUAAGAAAAAGGAAUCAGUUAUUGAACAAUCAAUUAAUAGAGUUUCAUUAUAUCCAACCGAGAAAUUGUUAUGGAAUGAAACAGCAAUACCAAAUACAAAUUAUAAUAAUGAGAAAGCAUUACCAUUACCUAAAUUAAAUUUACAAUUUCUUUCAUUCAAUGAUUAUUUAAUGAGAAAUUUCGUAUUGAUUCGUUUAGAAUCUGCUUAUGAAAUUAGAGAGGAUAUUCAAGAUUCUGUUAAAAGAUUAUCACCAAAAUUCAUCCAAUCAAAUACUAAUACUACUAAUAAUAAUAAAACCACUUUUACUGGUUGGUCAAGAAUGUCAUUACAAUUAUCAACACCAUUUAAAAUUAUAAAUGUACAACCACCAAUCAUUGGUGAAAUUAAACCAAAACAAGUCAUUGGUGUUGUUAAUAUUUCAACAUCAUCUUGUAAACCUCAUAUUAGAGAUGAAUGGAAUUCAAUUAAAGAACAUGAUAUUUUAUUUUUAAUUACAAUUCAAUUAAAUAAUAAUAAUACAAAUAAUACAAAUACAAAUAAUAAUAAUUUUAGUGAUAUAGUUAAACAUGUUAGAGGUUGUGAAGUAAUUGAAAUAAUUGAUAAUAAUAAUAAUAAUUUAAAUAAUAAUAAUAAUAAUAAUAAUAAUAAUAAUAAUAAUAAUAAUAAUAAUAAUAAUAAUAAUAAUAAUAAUAAUAAUAAUAAUAAUAAUAAUAAUAAAAAUAGUAAUAAUAAAAAUAAUAAUAAUAAUAAUAAUAAUUAUAAUAAUUAUUCAAAAGCAUUUAAAGUUUCAUUAGAUACAAAUCAAUAUCAAGAAGAUUUAGAAUCAUCAUCAUUAAAAUUAUAUGAUACAUUUAAUAUUGUAGUUAGAAGGAAUCCAAAAGAAAAUAAUUUUAAAGCAGUUUUAGAUACAAUAACAUCUUUAUUUAAUUGUAAAGAUUAUUUACCAGAUUGGUUUAGUUCAAUAUUUUUAGGUUAUCCUUCAAGUAAUAAUAAUAGUAAUAAUAAUAAUGAAGGUGAAGAAAAAAAAGAAAAUGAAUUUAUUUUAUUUAAUGAUACAUUUUUAAAUUUAAAUCAUAUAAAUAAAGUUUAUAAUGAUAAAACAAUUGAAAUAACUGAUAAAUUAAAAGAAGAACAAGAAAAUAAUAAUAAUAAUAAUAAUAAUUUUAAAAUUAAAUUUAAUAAUGAAAAUAAUUCAAUAUUAGUUGAUACUUAUAAUAAUAAUAAUGAUAAUAAUAAUAAUAAUAAUAAUAUAAUAAUAAAAAAAGAAAAUUUAGAAGAAAUUAAAAGAAAUAAAAUUGAAUUUACAAGUAAACAAAUUGAAGCAAUAUCAAGUGGUAUGAAAAGAGAUAAUUUAACAUUAAUUGUUGGACCACCAGGUACUGGUAAAACUGAUAUAGCAGUACAAAUCAUAUCAAAUAUUUAUCAUUCAUCACCAAAUGAAAGAACAUUAAUAAUCACUCAUUCGAAUCAAGCAUUAAAUCAACUCUUUGAAAAGAUUUAUAGAUUAGAUAUAAAUGAACGUUAUUUACUUCGUUUAGGUCAUGGUCAAAAACAAUUAUCAUCAACAAACUCUACACAAAAAGAUUUCACUAAAACUGGUAGAAUUGAUUUUUGGUUAGAUUUACGUUUAAAAAAAUUAGAUCAAGUUGAUAAAUUAGCAAAAUCAAUUUCAGUCACUGAUGAUGUUUCUUAUACUUGUGAUACUGCAUUACAUUUCUUUAGUUAUCAUAUUUUAUCAAGAUUUGAAAAGUUUCAAUAUGAUUUAUCAUUAUUACAAGACGAUGAUGAUGGUGAUGAAAAGAAAAUUAAAUUUAUUAAAGAGAAUUAUCCAUUUAAAAAGUUUUUCAUUGAAAAUUCAAUUUUAAAAAAUGAUAAAUUAUUUGAUACAACAACAACAACAACAUCAGUUGAUAAUCAUCAUCAAUCACUUUUAAAUAUUAAAAAGAAUUUAAUUGAAUUAUGGAAUUAUAUAAAAGAAAUUUUUAAAGAAUUAGAAGAAUGUAAAGUUUUUGAAUUAUUAAAAUCACCAAAUGAUCGUUAUAAUUAUUUAUUAUUAAAACAAUCAAAGAUAGUUGCAAUGACAUGUACUCAUGCUGCUUUAAAAAGAAAUGAAUUAUUAAGAUUAGGUUUUAAAUUUGAUAAUUUAUUAAUGGAAGAAUCUGCUCAAAUCUCUGAUAUUGAAUCUUUUAUACCAUUACAAUUACAAUUAAAUUCAAAUGAAAUUGGUGAUGCAAUUAUUGGUGUUGAUGGCGAUGAUAAUGGUAAUGGUAAUGGUAAUAAUAUAAGUAGAGGUUUAAAAAGAGUUAUAUUAAUUGGUGAUCAUAAUCAGUUACCACCAAUUGUACAAAAUCAAUCAUUAGCAAAGUAUUCACAUUUUGAUCAAUCAUUAUUCACUAGAUUAAUUAGAUUAGAAAUUCCACAUAUUACAUUGGAUAGACAAGGUAGAUCGAGACCAUCGAUUAGUGAAUUGUUUAGUUGGAAAUAUAAAGGAUUACAAGAUUUACCAUUGGUUAAAGAACAAUUACAAUUUAAAUUGGCAAAUCCAGGUUUAGCAUAUGAUUAUCAAUUGAUCAAUGUCGAUGAAUCAGAUGGUUAUGGUGUUGGUGAAAGUGAGCCCACUCCUUAUUUCUAUCAGAAUUUAGGUGAAGCAGAAUACAUUGUGGCAAUGUUUCAAUACUUGAUUGCAAUUGGUUAUCCAAGUGAGAAAAUAACAGUUUUAACAACUUAUAAUGGUCAAAAGAAUUUAUUACGUGAUGUUUUCAAAGCUAAAUGCACCCCACAAGAUCCAAAGAAAACUCAGUAUGGUUUACCUUUGAAAAUCACCACUAUCGAUAAAUAUCAAGGUCAACAAAAUGAUAUCAUUCUCUUGUCACUAGUACGAACUAAACAGUAUGGUCACAUUAGAGAUGUACGUCGUUUAAUCGUUGCAAUGUCAAGAGCUCGUUUAGGUUUAUACAUCUUUUGUAAGAAACAAUUCUUUCAAAAUUGUUAUGAAACUUCAAUGGUUUUCUCAAAACUCUUAAAAAGACCUGAUAAAUUAAUUAUCAUUAAAUCUGAACAAUAUCCAAUCACUUCUGAAAAUGCUCGUCAAAUUAAUUCAAAACUUGAUGAAAAUGAUUGUUUUGAAAUUCAAAAUUCUUUCCAUAUGAAAUCAUUAGUUGAAUCAAAUGAAUAA